Messenger RNA from Epinephelus fuscoguttatus (brown-marbled grouper), 3008 nucleotides. RefSeq names its product tubulin tyrosine ligase-like family, member 3 (gene ttll3). Gene Ontology annotation, cellular component: cilium. Gene Ontology annotation, biological process: cilium movement; cilium assembly; protein polyglycylation. The record is from RefSeq and is a predicted model, not a curated record. Lineage: Eukaryota; Metazoa; Chordata; Actinopteri; Perciformes; Serranidae. Gene Ontology annotation, molecular function: protein-glycine ligase activity, initiating. Bases 199 to 2685 code for a protein of 828 amino acids. The transcript has 13 exons.
GGUUGUUAUGGCAACUAUAAACAUUCUGCGGGAGCAUGCACAGUUGUUAUGGGAACGGUCUGCGGGAGCAUGAAGGAAGCAGGAUUGAGCGAGUGUGUAUGGUCAGAGUGGUCGGGUCACUGCGGAGGUGACAAGAUUAGAGAACUGAACACUGAAUGUUGAUCAGCUGAAGAGAAGACUAGGCUAUAUAAAAGUAACAUGCAACAAAUUCCAGUGGCUCCAGUGGAGGGGAGGUUACGUCGCAGUGUGCCAAGCCUGCCAGCAAUCAAGCCAGACAGGCUAAAAACAGCUAAAACGCUGGUGGAGAAAGCAGUGAAGCUGAGGAAAGUGUUUUCAGUGCAGGGACCCUACCCUGUGAUCCGUGCUGCCUUGUGGGCCAGAGGGUGGGUGGAACGUCGUUUGCCCCUUCCUGCCCAGAGACCACCUCAUUGCCAUGGCAAUGAGGAGGAGGAUGGCGAUGAUGGUGAUGUCAGUGCUGAUGUUACUGUGGGAGCAGAUGAAGGCGAGAAAGAGGAGAACCUUGAUGACAUGUAUGACCUCAUGUCUCGUCUGGUUCGAAAUGAGACAACUUAUUUCCACUGGACAACGCGUCGUGAUGACAUAGACUAUCGCUCCUUGCAGAAUGACCAAAUGACCAACCACUAUGCAAAUUCUGGGUCGUUUACCACCAAGGUUGGACUCUGUGUGAACCUGCGUAACCUUCAGUGGUUUGAUACAGCAGAUCCUGAUACCUUCUUCCCACGAUGCUACAAGCUUGGGGCAGAGGAUGAAAAGCAUGCAUUCAUAGAGGAUUUUAGGAGGACAGCAUGCACCAGUCUGCUGCAGUACGUGGUCGAGUCAAGUGGAUGGAGGAGAGACACAGCACAGGGCGAGGAACAAAAAGGCGGGAACAGUGUCUCUGAUGAGUUGGAUAACGUGGAGCAUCGAUUUGUUGGUCCAGGAAUAAUUGACACGGCUUUGCGCGUGUGUCAAGAGUUUCUCAGUGUUUUGGAGCACAGCGACAUUGAUAUAACUGUAGAAACACCACCCUCGGUGGAGGAGAAACAGUGGGCAGAGUUUCUGCAAGACUACUACAUGGUUGUGCAUGAAGGUGGAUGGAUCAGGGGUAGCAGUGUGUUUGUGGAGCGCUGCCAGGCCAUGUUAAUCAGACUGCAGGAGGUUUGCCCUCAGCUGGACACAGAUGGACUAAAUAACAUCUGGAUCAUCAAACCAGGUGCCAAGUCAAGAGGGCGAGGUAUUAUGUGUAUGGAUCGCCUGGAUGACAUUUUGGCACUUGUGGACAGUGACAGAGCCCUGACUAAGGAGAGUAAGUGGGUGGUUCAGAAAUACCUGGAACGUCCUCUGUUGGUCCAUGGCACCAAGUUUGACCUCCGCCAGUGGUUCCUCGUCACCGACUGGAACCCUCUGACUGUCUGGUUCUACAGAGAGUGCUACCUGCGGUUCUCCACUCAGCCCUACUCCACAAAAACUCUGGACAGCUCAGUCCACCUGUGCAACAACUCAAUCCAGAAGCACUUCCAGCCGUCCUGUGAGCGCCAUCCAGGAGUGCCUGAGGACAACAUGUGGUCCUGCUCUCAGUUUAGGGCUUUUCUGCAGCGGCAGGGCCGUGGGGCAGAGUGGGAGUCAGUGGUGGUCCCGGGCAUGCAGCAAGCAGUGGUCCGUGCCCUGCAGACAGCCCAGGACCUGGUCGAGCCCCGCAAGGCGAGCUUUGAGCUCUACGGAGCCGACUUUAUGUUGGGCAGAGAUCUGAGGCCUUGGCUUCUGGAGAUCAAUGCCAGUCCAACUAUGGCCUGCUCCACCACUGUGACUGCUCGCCUCUGCCCUGCUGUACAGCUGGACACACUGAGGGUCGUGCUAGACCGACGGACUGAUCCUAGUGCGUACACAGGAGGCUUCCAGCUAAUCUACAAACAGGCUGCAGUUGAAGUUCCUCAGUAUGUGGGAGUGAACCUGCUGGUGGAAGGAGCUCCCAUAAGGCGAUCCAGACCUCCGUUUCAUAGACAAACUGUUAUCUCUAACCGACCUCUCACCAUCCAGUUCCCUUCAGACCAGUCGUCAUCAGAGGAGCUUGAAACGACACAUAAAGCAUCAGGUCAGAAGUCUUACACAGUCUCUGCUUUUCACCACUCAGGCAAGGAGAAUCGAGAGAAGAGGAGGCAGGUGACAUCAACAUCUGCUAAGAGGGAGUGUGAAAAGAGAACAGAGGUUCGGAAAACCUCUUUUGUUUGCAGGUCCAGUCACAGUGUGGCCUAUGAACAGCCUUUGGUGGUACACACCGAACCCCAGAGGAAAGCACGGCGUUUGGCUCUAAGUCUUGGUGCCACUGGGGCAACUCUGGUCCCACGGAGCCUUUCUUUUUCCCUCAGCCCCCCUCACAACAUGUCAGAGUGCAAAUCUCAGGCCAACCCAGGCCAUGGAUCACACAUCUCCAGAUCCUUCAUUCCCCAGACAGCUUUUGAGCCCCAACACAGGACUCCUACCCGGGUCUUUCCUCCACUACGGGGUCCUCUCCCUACUCUGGAGGUCUUUAGCUUGAGACCAAACAUUGUGGCUCGAACCACUGACUGUCGUAAUCCAAACUUGUCCUCUCAUCCCAGUGUCCAUAGGCAACAGUUGUUCCUCUGCUCUCAAAGGCAGAGUAUGUCCAAACUUAAAGGAGAGCACACAUGGGAACAUAAACACUAGCGCUCUAUUAUGUGAUGAAAAGCAAAUACUAAACAGUGCGAAAGAGGUUUUGGUAGCAACAACAGUGUUGUUGAUUAAUAAUUUAAUGGGCUAAACAACAAAUGAAAAACUAAUUACAUAUGAAAAUCACAACAUAUGAUGUGAUUGCAGUAUCAUUCAAUUUAUUCUGAUAGCAUCAGAUUUUGUUUGUAGAAAUUUCAGGCAAUCAUGGCAAGUGGCAGACAUGACACAUUUUCCAAUCAUUCACAUAGGGGCUUUAAAUUUACAACAUCAAGGUAAAUAUGAGUAUAUUUAACUUCUCAUAUUAGGAGUUAAGUUAUACA